GUUGUAUCCCCCCAAGCGCCGCCUUCGCAGCCGUUCCAGUGCGAGCAAUUUUGCCUCGCACGCGUUAUCCAGUUGUCUGCGAGAGUCUAUUUUCAUAUCAAGGAUGCGCUCGCUCGUCUCCGCGGCGUCCCUGGCCUGGGUGGCGGGUGGCUCCCGGCCCUCUUGGAGGGACGUUCCAUUGCCAGCGGCGCGGUACCACCCAGGCCACCCGCCGCUCCACGUGACGCGCCUGCACCGCUACGACCACGCCGGGCUGGCCGCCAUGCUCGAGGAGGAGGCGAGCUGGCGCGCCGGCGCGCAGGCCCCGGACCAGCGGCAGCCGGUCUCCUUCGUGCAGGUAUCCUCUGCAUCUUCCACGAACCCGUUCGUGCAGGUGUCGCCACGGCAGGCGGAGGCGCUGCAGCAGCAUCACAACUCCGUGCGCGAGCUCGGGUCUGGCAGGUCGUUCUUGAGGCGGUACCAUGCGCUGCAGCCCGCGGACAAGGUUCCGUUCGCGGCGACGGGCUUGAGCAGCUUAGAGAGUCAGUACGUAGGGCCCAUCGGCGUGGGGACGGUAGUAUCCCCGGCUGGCUGCGCAGAGACGGAGGGCCAGUCGUCCUUGAUCUAUUCCGGGCGUCCCUUCGAACGACCAAGGGGCUGAGGUCGAGGAUAAACGCAAGAACUGCCACGUUGAGGACCAGUCGCAGGUCUGGGUCGUGUUCGACACUGGGAGAGGCGCAACUCCACAUCGAGUUCGGCACCGGCAGGAUCGACGGCCCACAGGCGGUCGAGGACUUCCACGUCGGCCCUUUCACAGUUUACAACCAGACCUUCGGCAUGAUUCAGGUCCAGGACGGCAAGGUUUUCGAGGAGGUGCCCUUCGAGGGCAUCUUGGGGCUCGGAUUCCCGAGCAUGUCGGCCAAUGGUGUGACGCCCUUCUUUGACAACGUAGUGAAGCAGAAGACCCUUAGCAAGAGCGAGUUCUCCUUCUACUUCAGCCGGGAGUCGAAGGCAGGCAACGCCGUCUUUUGGGGCGGUGUGGACCCUGCCUUCUACUCAGAGCCCAUCGAGUACUUCCACGUGGACGACCCGUACUACUGGUCCGUCCCGCUGCUGUCUUUCAAGAUCGGCAACCAGACGAUGCUGGGCGAGGGGGCACCUGGCAACGGUGCGAUGCUGGAAG
Prorocentrum cordatum is the source of this 1162-nucleotide messenger RNA. NCBI's taxonomy places the organism in Eukaryota, Dinophyceae, Prorocentrales, Prorocentraceae. The record is from the annotation of a GenBank genome assembly.